ACCCGGUCGAUUUUUGUUGCGCGCUCAGGAAGUGUGUAAAUGCAAAGCGCUCUGUGUAAUACACUUAUAGUGAACGCUAUUCCUAUUUUAUUACAUUCUUCAACACGUAUCAGUGUGUAGUUUGGAAAUACUGCAGGACAGUAGAGCUACACUCAGCGCAAGAUGUUUGCUGGGUUGCCUGAGCUCGGGAUAUCCAAUGGCGAAGAUCUGAAAGAAACUUUGACGAACUGCACAGAGCCUCUGAAAGCUAUUGACCAGUUUCAGAUGGAGAAUGGCAUAUUGUUGCCGACGCUGCAGUCCGCGCUUCCUUUCCUCGAUCUUCACGGCACUCCUCGGCUGGAGUUUCAUCAGUCGGUGUUCGACGAGCUCCGGGACAAGCUGAUGGAGCGAGUCGCUUUCAUUGCUGAAGGCAAAGACGAGGACAGAUACCACAAGUUGGAGGAACUUCUUGAGAAGAGUUUCCCGCUGGUCAAGAUGCCGUCCAUCCAGCCUGUCGUCAUGCAGGUUAUGAAACACUUACCAAAGGUGCCGGAGAAGAAGCUGAAGCAGGUGAUGGCUGAUAAGGAGCUGUAUAAAGUUUGCGCAGUGGAGGUGAAGAGGCAGAUCUGGCAGGAUAACCAGGCUCUGUUUGGUGACGAGGUCUCUCCUUUGCUCAAGCAGUACAUCGUGGAGAAAGAGGCUGCCCUCUUCAGCAGCGAUCUCUCCAUACUGCAUAACUUUUUCAGUCCUUCUCCCAAAACCCGGCGACAGGGAGAAGUUGUACAGAAGCUCACUCAGAUGAUCGGGAAGAAUGUGAAGCUGUACGAUAUGGUGCUGCAGUUCCUAAGGACGCUUUUCCUGCGCACGCGGAACGUGCACUACUGCACCCUGCGCGCCGAGCUCCUCAUGUCCCUGCACGAUCUGGACGUCAGUGAGAUCUGCUCCGUCGAUCCAUGCCACAAGUUCACUUGGUGCUUGGACGCCUGCAUCAGGGAAAAGUUUGUUGAUGCCAAACGAGCCCGAGAGCUGCAGGGUUUCUUGGACAGUAUGAAGAAAGGCCAGGAGCAAGUGCUCGGGGAUCUCUCUAUGAUCCUGUGUGACCCGUUUGCCAGUAACACGCUCGUGCUGAGUACAGUGAGGAACCUGCAGGAGCUGCUCAGCCAGGAUGCAUUGCCCAGAGACAGUCCAGACCUGCUGCUGCUCCUCAGGAUGCUCUGUCUCGGGCAGGGAGCUUGGGACAUGAUUGACAGCCAGGUUUUCAAAGAGCCACGCCUGGAAUUGGAAGUUGUUACACGUUUCCUGCCAGCCAUGAUGUCGAUAGUGGUGGACGAUUACACAUUCACUGUAGAACAGAAGCUUCCCAGUGAAGAGAAGAGCUCCCUCACCUACCCCAACACCCUGCCUGACACUUUUACCAGAUAUUUGCAGGAAAACAGAGUUGCGUGUGAGAUGGGUCUGUAUUAUGUACUCCAUAUUGCUAAGCAGAGGAAUAAGAACGCUCUGCAGAGGUUGCUCCCUUCUUUGGUGGAGACGUACAAUGACAUGUCCUUCGGAGACAUUUUCCUUCAUCUCCUUACCGGCCACCUGACCCUUCUGUCUGACGAGUUCGGCACCGAGGAGUUCUGCACGUCCGUUUUCGACAACUUCCUGCUCACGUCCUCCUCCAGCAAGGAGAAUGUGCACAGACACACACUACGCUUGUUGAACCAUCUCCACCAGAAAGUGCACUCAUCUUCCAUGGAAGCACUGAUGAAAACACUUGAACCACCAAAACAGAGCAGUGAACCGGUAAAAGAACUCUACACGCAGCUGGUGGAAAAGAUCGAGGCAUCGAAACGCAGUCCACCCGAACCUGAGGAAGCGCCAACCCUGGACCUGGGCCUGCACCCGGUCACCGUCCCCACCACGCCCACCACUCCUGUCUGAUACGUACCGCCGGGACGGAUGCAGACGCAGCCGUAUUUUUCAGUGGUGUAUUUUGAUCAUUUCUCCUUUUCUUAUCCAAAGGUCAUUUUAAAAAACAUCAUCCUGUUUCAGAAUGGCACCGUUGAGAACUAGUGCUUGAUUUGUUAUGAGUGAGUAUUUUAAAGUGUGGUCUUGUUUAAUUGUUGUAUCAGUUAAAAGCGAUACUAUAUGUACAGUACUCUUGUGACUCACUGUUCAUGUAUGGAUUGUUUGUAGCCAAGCCCAGUUGUAAAUAAAAUUAUUUAGAAAACAA
Messenger RNA from Ictalurus punctatus (channel catfish), 2197 nucleotides. It is a transcript of the gene nelfb, whose product is annotated as negative elongation factor complex member B. Gene Ontology annotation, biological process: negative regulation of transcription elongation by RNA polymerase II. Gene Ontology annotation, cellular component: nucleus; NELF complex. The coding region runs from base 163 to 1905 and encodes 580 amino acids. The record is from RefSeq and is a predicted model, not a curated record. NCBI's taxonomy places the organism in Eukaryota, Metazoa, Chordata, Actinopteri, Siluriformes, Ictaluridae. The transcript has 13 exons.